UUUUAUGUUUCAUUUAUUUUCAGAUAUUGCGAGGUAAAGUUUUUACUAAUCGAACCCAAAAUUAAUCAAAAUUUUGAUAUAUUUUUUAAAACGUGCUGAUUGAUUUAUUCAAAAAACACGAUGUCAACUCAGCAAAUCGUUAAGCACUACGGCCCCAGAAUAAAAAUCAACUAUUGGUAUGAGAAUUUUUGUGAGAGACAAGCACAAAUGAAAGAUUUAAGAGCAAAGGCAUCAAAAGGUAAAUUAGUUGCAAAACUAACUCGUGAUCUUCUUAGUACUUUUGAGGGUAAUAUACAAAUUGGUCAAAUGCCAGCUGAAAUAUCUUAUGGUGGUAUGGUACAGUUGCAACCAUAUCUUUCACCCAAUUAUGGAUGUGAUAUAGAUAUACAGUCGGCUCUCUCUGUGACCGUAAGCGAAGAAGCUCUCAAAUUUGAUCCCAGCCAUAUCGAUUGUGAUGUGACGCUAGCACCUUGCUUUGUUUCCAAUUAUCGAAACACCUUUCGUAUUUACCCAGUCGAUAAAAGUAUUAAACUUGGUCAACCACUCAGAUAUGGACAGGCAUUCCGUUUGGUUAGCAUGGGUUUUAAUCAUAGUCGACUAGUGUAUGCAUCCCCGAAAAAACUCAAUCUCGAAUCUCAAGUACCUUCACGUUAUUCAGUGUUUAAGUCUGGAGAAAAGAAUUUAUCAGUAGGACUGUCAACACAGGAGACUUUUAAAACAGUUAACGGAUGUUUACUGGCAUAUUCCAAUUGGAUCUGUAAUGCAUUAACUCCCGAUGAACAAUACUCUCUUGAUGGUCAAGUAGUUAUGGCCACGUCUCCAAUACUCAUAAAACACUUCAUAACUAAGAAGCAUUUGGCUUCUAGUAAUAUUCUUGUUCAAACAGUUUUUGGAAUGGAAUAUGUAGUAUCAGCUCAAAAUUACUUUGAUCACUACAAGAGACCAUUAAAACAAAAUAUUUGGCGCUUCCUGAAUGGAUACAACUUCUUAAUUACUUAGGACUUGUAAAACAAAUUAAAUUUUCAACAAAUUAAUAUAGAAAAUAUGAAUUUAUAUUUAGCAGA
Molecule: messenger RNA, 1064 nt
Organism: Teleopsis dalmanni
Lineage: Eukaryota; Metazoa; Arthropoda; Insecta; Diptera; Diopsidae
Exons: 6
Coding region: 121-999 (292 amino acids)
Biological process (GO): cilium assembly
Cellular component (GO): motile cilium
Source: RefSeq, a predicted model, not a curated record